Messenger RNA from Hyaloscypha bicolor E, 1044 nucleotides. RefSeq lists its product as uncharacterized. The transcript has 2 exons. NCBI's taxonomy places the organism in Eukaryota, Fungi, Ascomycota, Leotiomycetes, Helotiales, Hyaloscyphaceae. The coding region runs from base 1 to 1044 and encodes 347 amino acids. The record is from RefSeq and is a predicted model, not a curated record.
AUGGACGCUAGAACUACAAAAGCAACGACCUCCUUGCAGAAUGGCUUUUUGACAAUUGAUCAAAUUAUUACGCCUGCAUCUAGACAAAUAGCUCUCACCACAUUCUACAAAUUCCCAGAGCUGAAUGAGGAUUGCCGUCGGCUCAUUUGGCAAACAUCAGUCCUGGAUGAAAAAGUUGUCGAAGUCAAGGUGGGCUUUAUUUGGCCUAAACAUGACCACCGCACGGCUCAUUUAAAGGCCACCAACUUUUGGUCUUUUAAAACGGCUUUUGCCAACCAAGAAGCUCGAGAAAUUACCCUGUCAACUCUACGUACUAAAAAUUUGAUGGUAAAUAGCGAUUUAUUAUUUUAUAUGAACGUUCCAACUUGGCGGUUUCUCUGUGGUCUUGAGCGAGCCCAUCUAAAAGUCCCAGGCACGCUGUCCGAACCUCUCGACUUUUCCAAGGAGACAAUCUUUCCAAUACGCUUAUCGAGAAUUGCUUUCGAUUGCACGUUCAGCACAACAAACCUUGAACAUUUGAACAAGAUUAAAGAUCUUAGGAAACUCUUUAUUGUCGCAGAUCCCGCUUUUCAACGGGCAAGCACUCGUUCCACUUCGGUCUUCGUUAAAUCUACUCGUGGUAUUGGAUGCUGCGAUGCUGAAUUUAGUAGUCUGUCUUGGGACCAUGACAUUUACCAAGCGUACAAGAGAGCAUGUGAAAAAAGGAGAACACUUUUGGGAAGGCUCGGAGCGUAUGCUUCGAGCAAGUACAACCGAGAAGCUUUCAAUAUUCAGAUCGUGCGAUGGCAAGUACCAAAUGAUAUCAACUGGCUGACCAACAUUGGAAGAUCUGACUUUGAAGCUGCGGAGUUCAUGGUAGCUAGAGAUACCAAUAGGCAAGCUUCAUUGGGAGAUAUACAGCAAGGCAUGCUCAAGAGAAAUCGAAAAAGGAAGCGUUCGGAACCGCGUGAACCCUCGGAAUCAAUUUCAUCCCAAGGAACACGAGAUGUGGUGAGGGACAUAUCAAUCACGAUGAGGAAUCUCCGGCCGUCCGGGACCGUCUAA